AUGACGCAGACCAGGAGUCAUGCCGGCCACAGCCACGGUCAUGGCCAUCACCACCAUCAUCACGACAAUGUAUAUCUGACCUCCACGAACAAAAACGACGCCGGUGUGCGAAUUACUCGAAUUGGCCUGGUCGCUAAUCUUGCAAUGGCCAUUGGCAAAUUUAUCGGCGGCUACGUCUUUCAUUCCCAGGCCCUGAUCGCAGAUGCCUACCACGCCUUGACCGAUUUGGUUUCCGAUUUCUUGACACUAGGGACGGUCGCAUGGUCCCUCAAACCCCCAAGCGAACAAUUCCCCAACGGAUAUGGAAAAGUGGAGAGUAUUGGUGCUCUAGGCGUUAGUGGACUACUGCUGUUUGGUGGUGUAUUUAUGGGUCUCAAUGCAGGACAGGUCCUGCUGGCUCAAUGCUACCCCGAAUUGGCUGAAACGCUCGCCCAUAUUGGAAUAUUUGGACACGGACACGGACAUUCUCACAGUCAUGGAAUUGAUGUCACGGGUCCUAGUAUCCACGCAGCUUGGAUAGCUGGUGGAUCGAUCAUUGUCAAGGAAUGGCUUUACCGUGCUACCAUGAAAGUAGCCGAGGAGCGCAAAUCCUCCGUCCUCGCUUCCAACGCCAUUCAUCACCGAGUUGAUUCUCUCACAAGCAUUGUCGCCCUGUCCACAAUUGGUGGAAGUUACUUUUUUCAAGACGCCACGUGGCUGGAUCCUGUUGGCGGUCUAUUGAUUUCCCUCAUGGUCAUCAGGGCCGGAUGGGGUAACACAAUUAGCUCCUUAUUGGAGCUGGCCGAUACCACCGUGGAUGAUGAAAUCAAAUCAUCAGUCCAAGAUGCCGCUUCCAACGCCUUAAAAGAGAUUGAAGGUGGGGAGCAAGUGAUUGUUCGUGAUGUCCAAGGUAUGAAGUCUGGACAGAAUUAUCUCAUGGAUAUCGAAUUGGCCGUACCAGGAGCUUGGGCUGUUACUCAGUCGCGGGCCGUGGAGGAAGCUGUUCGCAAAACCAUUGGGUCUGGAGUCCGCGGAGUCAAACGAGUGAAGGUUCGUUUUGUUCCCGUGGAAGAGAAGGAACUUACUUUCUCCGAAGAGUUUGUCUCUCAGGAUUCUGGAGUAAUUCUCGAACCCCACGAGCAUGAUCAUGAACAUAGCGGAACCUCUUCUGAAGCCCAUGACCACGAUGGCCAAAAUCCGCGCAAGAGACGCUAG
Molecule: messenger RNA, 1194 nt
Organism: Penicillium angulare
Lineage: Eukaryota; Fungi; Ascomycota; Eurotiomycetes; Eurotiales; Aspergillaceae
Product: cation diffusion facilitator family transporter
Exons: 2
Coding region: 1-1194 (397 amino acids)
Biological process (GO): monoatomic cation transport; transmembrane transport
Cellular component (GO): membrane
Molecular function (GO): monoatomic cation transmembrane transporter activity
Source: RefSeq, a predicted model, not a curated record